Messenger RNA from Prorocentrum cordatum, 1299 nucleotides. The record is from the annotation of a GenBank genome assembly. NCBI's taxonomy places the organism in Eukaryota, Dinophyceae, Prorocentrales, Prorocentraceae.
AUGCAGGGAGACGGCGGUUCAAGCAGGCACGCCGGCGGCAGCAGGGUCCUCGACAGCAGCAGCCUGCAGUGGGUCGACCUGCGCCUCCUGCCGCUGCGGCUCACGAUCGACCAGGAUGCCGUGCAGUUCAUCCUGGAUUUCGUGCAGCUGUGCGCGCUGCCGACGUACGUCGAGGAGGAGCCCCACGAGGAGUUAUCCGAGCAGCAACAAGUGUGUUUUGGGUUCGGUGUCCAGCUGCACCGCUCGGACGCAGGGACCGCCAUGGAGCCGCCUGCUAGCCUCAGCAGGGCCCUCUUCGUGUUAUGCAGUGGCAGGAGUGGGCUUCCAGAUAUCACUAUGCAGCUCAGCGCUCGCCAGGGCCGCGAGGACCGCGCGGGCUGCGCCCCCGCGGCGGCGCCGCCCGCGCACCCCGACGCCUGCAAGAAGCGCCCGCUUCAGGCCCCGGAUGCGCAGGUGACGCACGAGAAGGCGCCAGUGCCGCUGGCAGCGGCGGAGCCGCCCGCGAAGCAGGCGAAGGUCCCCGAGCACGAGCAGCUGGAUGGCUGGCAGGUGGUUCUCGGCGAGAGAGCCGCGGCUAUCCGCAACCCCAUCCGCGAGAUCAUGGAUACGGUGGCGGGCCAGGAGAACCCGAGCAAGGCCGUCAUCUCCCUGGCGCAGGGUGACCCCUCGGCCUACCCGCACCUCCGGCCCAGCAAGCACAUGGUGGAUGCUGUGGUGGCGGCGGUCACCGGCGGGCAGGACAACGGGUACCAGCCCAGCCAGGGCAACGCGCGCUGCCGCGCCGCCGUGGCGCAGGCCUUCAGCGCGAAGGGGCGCCAGCCUCUUACCGCUGCAGACGUGUUCAUGUCCAUGGGGUGCUCCGAGGCCCUAUCGCACUGCAUCGCCGCCCUUGCUGGCGGUCCAGGCGGCAACAUGCUGCUGCCGCGUCCUGGUUUCCCACUGUACGACGUGCUCUGCCAGUACCAGGGGGUCGAGAUCCGCUUUUACGAUCUCCUUCCAGACCAUAACUGGGAAAUCGACGUGAAGAGUUUGGAUGGGCUCGUUGACAAGAACACUCGGGCGAUCAUCAUCAACAACCCGUCCAACCCAUGCGGGGCGGUGUACUCUCGUGCACAUUUGACAUCGGUGCUGGCCGCGUGCGACAGGCUCCGCCUCCCUGUGAUCGCGGACGAGGUGUACGCGGGCAUGAGCUUCAGCGAGCCCUACGUCCAGUGCGCCGAGGUAACCUCCAGCGUCCCGGUGCUGUCGGCGGUGUGGGCGCCGCGCUGUCACUUACACGCCGCAGAGGCUUGGCGGUAA